This is a messenger RNA of Abrus precatorius (Indian licorice), 458 nucleotides long. Its product is annotated as actin-depolymerizing factor 5-like. The record is from RefSeq and is a predicted model, not a curated record. Gene Ontology annotation, cellular component: actin cytoskeleton; cytoplasm. Lineage: Eukaryota; Viridiplantae; Streptophyta; Magnoliopsida; Fabales; Fabaceae. Gene Ontology annotation, biological process: actin filament bundle assembly; actin filament depolymerization. The coding region runs from base 27 to 458 and encodes 143 amino acids. Gene Ontology annotation, molecular function: actin filament binding. The transcript is spliced from 3 exons.
UUUUUACAUUUACAGCUUCAGAAACAAUGGCGAUGGCUUUCAAGAUGGCUACCACUGGAAUGUGGGUAACGGAUGAGUGCAAGAACUCGUUCAUGGAUAUGAAGUGGAAGAAGGUGCACAGAUACAUAGUGUUCAAGAUCGACGAAGGAUCCAGGCUCGUCACUGUCGAUAAACUCGGUGGCCCCACCGAAAACUAUCAUGAUCUCACCGCCUCCUUGCCCACCGAUGAUUGCCGAUAUGCUGUCUUUGACUUCGACUUCGUCACCGUUGAUAACUGCCGCAAGAGCAAGAUCUUCUUCAUCGCAUGGUCUCCUACGGCAUCAAGGAUUAGAGCAAAGAUGCUAUACGCAACUUCCAAGGAUGGGCUGCGAAGAGCGUUGGAUGGAAUCCACUAUGAACUUCAGGCCACCGAACCAACCGAGAUGGGUUUCGAUGUAAUUAGAGACAUAGCCAAAUAG